Messenger RNA from Paramuricea clavata, 1166 nucleotides. The record is from the annotation of a GenBank genome assembly. Lineage: Eukaryota; Metazoa; Cnidaria; Anthozoa; Malacalcyonacea; Plexauridae.
GUGCAUAUUAUGCAUGCCUUUCAAACUUAGCGUUAUAACGUACUCGUAAACCAUAGUCCAUAGUUUCAAUAAUGCUUCCAAGACAAGUAAGACGUAUAGGCGAGGUGGAACGAGCCGUGAUUCAUGAGCGGUAUAUGGAGAUCGGCCCGAUCUGGGACUUGAUUGUGAACGAUAUCGUGAGGCAUGAGAGAUUUCGCGAGAUUCCUGCCAAUGUGCAGGAGCUCUAUGCUAAUGUUGGAAAUCGACGUGCAGCAAGAAGAAGACUUCGCGAUUUUAUUGCAAGAGAACAAAGAGAGUAAGUAUAGGACCUCUACUGUUUAGUUAAUGUCCUUGGCUUGUGUUUUUAUACUAUAAAAACGAUGUGUAUGAUGCAAAUUUAUCGUAUUUCAACAUUGUUUAGCGGUUUAGUGGAAAGGGUAAAUGAGAUGCGAUACGCUAAUCGGCAAAAUGCUUUUGACAGAGAAGCAGCUCAUGAGGCCAUCCUAAACAGAAUCAAUGCCAACCUACCAAACCCAAACCCCCCAGAAAGAGAUCUAGAAAAUAACCGUGGAGAAAACGCAAAUCCCCUAGAUGGCAUCAACGGCGAAGAACAAGACCCUGACCCCCUUCACCAAGCUGGUAACGAGGACAUGCUGCUGGGCGGAGCAGGAGAAAACGAGGACAUGCUUCUGGGCGCAGCAAGAGAAAACGAGGACAUGCUGCUGGGCGGAGCUAGAGAAAGACCCCAACAACGUGCGCCCGUCAACGCAAAUGCUGUUCGCGACGAAGUUCUCCAACAAGCACAAGCUCAGGCAAUUCCUGUCCCUCCUGUAGCUCAAGGAAGGCGCCCUUAUCACGCGUUAGCAAGGGAAAAUGCAGAAGCAUUGAAUGUGCUGUUAACGAGAGAUCUGCCUCUGUUAACCCAACAAUUGCAGCAGACAAUGGAGAUGACAAAUGAACUUAUAAGGCGACGCUUAGAGGAACAUUAAUUAGUAUAUUAAUUCGCGCUUGAUUAUUAUGUUAAAAUGUUGUGUCCAUUACUUUAUAUACAUGAAACAAAAUUGUAGGCUAUGAAUGAUCAGCCAUUGAUGCCACUUGCAAAUUUUGCUACGAUUUUAUGUGAGAAUUGAUUAGGAAUGCGUUUUUUAUGUUUUGAAAACACUAUAUAUUUUUACCCUUAUCUAAAU